Molecule: messenger RNA, 909 nt
Organism: Fusarium coffeatum
Lineage: Eukaryota; Fungi; Ascomycota; Sordariomycetes; Hypocreales; Nectriaceae
Exons: 3
Coding region: 1-909 (302 amino acids)
Source: RefSeq, a predicted model, not a curated record
AUGAUUGAUCUUCGCUCGAUACGGCUUUGGGCCAAUGUGUGCUUGGUACACUUGCAUUGGUCAGCUACGACAGGAAGACCAUCGAUCCUGCCAGGAUCCUACUUCAGCCAGUGUAGGAAUUUGCUCAACUUUGAGCAGGCAACCAUGCGCGAUGCCAUGUUGAUUGCCGAGGUCUCUCUUUAUUGUACGCUUCAGAAAAGUGUAUGUGGGAAGCCUGACUUUGCCAGCGAUGGGAGUUGUGAGCAUUUUACAACCUGGAAGCAGAAAUGGGGAUAUCUUCUUGAGUUACCUACCAGCCUUGUCUUGAAUCUCAGCUAUUGGACCGCAAAUCUGAUCCUGGCCAAACGGUCACUCGAUGAGAUCGAAGCUCGAGCAUUGAGUGCUCCUACACCUAUCUCCCCAGCAACAUCUCGCAGUUCUACAUCACAAUUUCAAGCUAUACCAACAAAGGAUCUACAAGACCACGUAUAUGAGCUAAGUUUUCGAGUGACUUUGGCUUUCGUGGCCAUUCCAAGCUCGAGUUCAGGAGACUUGCCAGAGUUCCAUUCCCUCUGUGUCGCCUACUCCAUGCUCAUACUAUGCCAGUACGACGAGUUGCCUCCUUCUAUACCUCACGACGAACUCUUCUCAGCUUUGACUGAAGUCAAGAGUCGCUGCAACGACUAUUCCGUCGCGGUUGAGUUUAGUGCUGAAAGAGCUUUAGAGAGGCUCAGGGCAGAUAUGCAGGCGCUUAAUACGACAGAUUCGGUGAAUCAAGAGGCGCAGUUUGGUAGCCAUGCGGGCCAUCCUCAGAAUGCAGGCGUCGGUAGAGCCAAUGUGAAUAUCAACGAGACUGGGCUUGAUAACCUCGACUUUUUCUUCAAUGGAGGAUAUCUGGACAUUCUAGAUAUUGACAACUUUCUUCUUUAG